UUUUAAAAAAAAUAAAACAGUGUUUUCUUCUCUACUUUGACGCUGUAGUUGUAACUUGUAAAACCUUGUGUUAUGAUCUUCAGUGUAGAAACAGUUGGAGUAGCGGCUGAUUCCUUCUUUACUGCAUUUGUGGUGUUAUUAAGCUAAGAAGAGCCAAGUCAAGCGAAAGGGCUGAACAAGCCGUGUUAGCAAACUUAGCACUACUAGCCAGCCAGCGAGCUAACAAAAGCUACUCAGGGGUGUCGAAAUGAGUCUAUCUUUAUACUUUGAAGAUGGCCAUGAUGAUCUGGAUGACUUUGGAUUCGAUGACUACGGUUCAGAGUGCGACGGCAUCCGCAUCACAGCCUUCCUAGACGCAGGACAAGACAACCUCACUCCUCUCGGGAGGCUAGAGAAGUAUGCCUUCAGUGAGAAUGUCUUCAACAGGCAGAUCGUGGCUCGUGGCCUGCUUGAUGUGCUUCGCGAGUUCAGUGAUAAUGAAAAUGACUUUAUCAGUGUCAUGGAGACAGUUGCCAGAAUGUCAGAAGAUGGAGAGCCCACAGUGCGAGCCGAACUGAUGGAGCAGGUCCCCAACAUCGCCAUGUUUUUACAUGAGAGUCGGCCCAACUUCCCAGCCGCUUUCUCAAGAUACUUGGUACCAAUUGUAGUCCGGUAUCUCACUGAUCCAAAUAACCAGGUGCGGAAGACCAGCCAGGCGGCGCUGCUCGUCCUGUUGGAGCAGGGCCUCAUCUCUAAGGCUGAUAUGGAGACCAAAGUUUGUCCAGUUCUGCUCGACCUCACAGAACCCAGCAGUGACGACGACUACAAAAUCGAGGCAGUAGCUAUCAUGUGUAAAGUCGUCACCAUGUUGAGCAAAGACACAGUGGAGCAUCUAUUGCUGCCACGCUUCUGUGACCUGUGCAGUGAUAGUAGACUCUUCCAAGUCCGAAAGGUCUGUGCAGCAAAUUUCGGAGAGUUUUGUUCUAUUGUGGGUCAGGAGGCCACAGAAAAACUACUGAUGCCCAAGUUCUUCGAUCUGUGCUCAGACAGCCUGUGGGGCAUCAGGAAAGCCUGCGCCGAGUGCUUCAUGAUGGUCUCAAACUCCACCUCUCCAGAGGUGCGACGUGCAAAAUUGUCCCCCCUGUUCAUCAGCCUCAUCAGUGACCAGUCCCGUUGGGUGCGCCAGGCUGCCUUUCAGUCUCUGGGACGUUUCAUCUCCACCUUUGCCAAUCCCUCCAGCACAGGCCUUCACUUCAGAGAGGACGGCGCACUACUAGAGGUUCCUAGGUGUACAUCAGACAGCGACUGCUCCCUAAACUCCCUGAACUGCUCCGAUAUUAGCGGCUGCCACACAGAAAGAACCAUCACUCACACGCCUCCCAAUCAAGACGGCCGUGCCACACCAUCCCCAGAGCACGUGUCGACAGGGGACGGCGAGGAAAUGCACAACUAUGACGACAACCACACUUCUGUUCACGGAAUGAUGCACGACGGCUUCACCCACAGCAUCCCAAACCGCAACAACAGCCCUAAGACCACAAACAACGCUAAGAACACAAAAGAAAUGGAGCAAACAGACGAGAACUUUAAUUCUUUCCAUUAUUGGAGGUCUCCUUUACCAGACAUCAGUGGGGAACUGGAGAUGCUAAGUUGUCACACAACAGAGGAAAAGAAAGAGGAGAAGGAGGAGGAACCUGAAGACAAUUGUCCCGAUUCCAAGUCCAGCCCCGGUCAAACUACCAGCGACCAGAUCCAGAAGGUCUUGGACUGUUUGCAACCGCACAUUGAUGACCCCGAUGUACAAGCUCAAGUCCAGGUAUUGUCAGCAGCUCUAAAGGCAGCCCAGCUCGACAGCCCAGGAGACGACAGCCUGACAGAAACCCAGCUAGCGAUGGAACCCGAGAGCAACACCGAGAGCCCGGUCGUGGAGAGAAAAUCUGUGGAGGUGCAGUCAGAGAGUGAAGAGACUCCCGCAGAAGAGGAGCAAACGAUGGAAACCCCCUCAGCCCCGGAGUCGUGCCCCGUCCAGGAGCAAGGGGACGAGGAGACGCAGACGGAGCCUUUGGAGGAUCAGCAAGAGUCUCCUCCUGACUCCCCUGUUCUAGAAUCUGAACUAAUUGAAAGUGUGGAGGAAGAGGGAAAGGAAGAGUCUGCUAACAGCCCACUGUCCGAUGAUAAGCCUAAGAUCCAGAACGUCAUCCCUCAGCAGCUGUUGGAUCAGUACCUCUCUAUGACGGACCCAGCUCGGGCUCAGACGGUGGAUACAGAGAUAGCCAAACACUGUGCCUUCAGCCUGCCAGGGGUGGCGCUCACUCUGGGCCGACAGAACUGGCACUGCCUCAAGGACACGUAUGAAACCCUCGCUACUGAUGUGCAGUGGAAAGUGCGGCGUACACUGGCUUUCUCCAUCCAUGAACUGGCAGUCAUCCUGGGAGACCAGCUGACAGCGGCCGAUCUGGUACCCAUCUUCAACGGUUUUCUGAAAGACCUGGAUGAGGUCCGCAUCGGCGUGCUCAAACACCUCUAUGACUUCCUCAAGCUGCUGCACGCUGACAAGAGGAGAGAAUAUCUGUACCAGCUGCAGGAGUUCAUGGUGACGGACAAUAGUCGCAACUGGAGGUUCAGAUACGAGCUGGCAGAGCAGUUGAUCUUGAUCAUAGAGUUGUACAGCCACUACGACGUGUAUGACUACCUCAGACAGAUAGCGCUCACACUCUGCUCUGACAAAGUCUCAGAAGUCAGGUGGAUCUCGUACAAACUGGUUGUAGAGAUCCUCCAGAAGCUGUAUGCAUGUGGGGCUGAUGACCUGGGCCUGAACUUCAUCAACGAGCUCACCGUCAGGUUCUGCCACUGUCCCAAGUGGGUGGGGCGGCAGGCUUUUGCCUUCAUCUGCCAGGCCGUAGUGGAAGAGGACUGUAUGCCCAUGGAGCAGUUCAGCCAGCACCUCUUGCCCAGCCUGCUCAGCCUCUCCUCAGACCCGGUGGCUAAUGUUCGCGUACUAGUGGCCAAGGCUCUACGACAGAGCGUCAUGGAGAAAGCGUACUUCAAGGAGCCGGGCUGUGCCUACUCUGACGAGCUGGAAGAGACUGUGAUGGCUCUGCAGUCUGACAAGGACCGGGACGUCCGCUUCUUCGCCAGCCUGGACCCCAACAAAGGCUUGAUGGACACGGCUCCCUUGAUUUAGCCUCGGCUCCCAACUUCCGUUAACAGCCCACCUGCCUGUCUACCUGUCUGUCUGACUGAGGCACAGUCAGCGUAACCGCAACACCAGCACCUGACCAGAUCCCCAACCACUCGCCUGCUGGGCAGACCCGCACCAACGACCACUUGAGAAUCAUGUCAGAUGUUCAGAUCACAGUAUAAAAACAGUAUGAGCAUGCUCAAACAACACAAGCCAGUCUCUGGUUGGGCACUACAUAACGCACAUUGCAUCCACAACACAAAACUUACUUCUCAGAGUUUUCAGAAAAUGAGCAGGACUCAGACGUCAGCCGCACCACUUUGUGGGAGCUGCCGUAUUUUUCGCCUGAACUUUUUCCCCCCUCACCCUCCUCCACACUAACAACAUCCACCCAGUCUUUCUCCAAUCAUAGACUUGUAAAACUACAACGGGCUCUCUUUCUCCAAAGCUAAUUGUAAGCUUGAUAUAAAAUUGCUGAAUUGAUUUUUUUUUUUUUUUUUUUUCUUAUUGCUUCUUUUUGUGGAUUUCUUAACGAACAAGCGGGCAAGGCCUGCCUGACUCUGAUGUGUGCACUAACUCAGGGGGACUCAUCUGAACCUAAACAGCAUUAGCUUACAUGAGAAGCAGCAGCUCCUGGAUCCCUGGUGAAAAACUCCAGCUGUCUGAGCAACAGACCAGCCAAACCAAGUAGCUCUGCUGGUGUCUCUCGCCUCAUUUCCUCCUCAAUGCCUCCGUUGUCUCAGAUGUCUUUUUGUCUUCUAAGAUUUCCUCUGGGUUACUGUCUUGUUUCCCCUCUACCUUCUCUUAUUCACUCUUUUUCCCUCUGCAUCUCUCCAACUGGUCUUUCAUGGGCCACUGAAACCACUACUACUGCACAGAAGGAACAGUGAUUCUGCCACUCAGCGUAACUCUGAAUUAAAACCAUAUCUUGACAUUUUUUUUGAAAGAACACCUUAACGAACUGUUUGAUCGCUCCCCUUCGACCCCCCCACCCCCCCUCCACCCCACCUGUACGUGUCUGUUUACCAAAAAUGUGACACAAAGCGUCUCCCAAACGGCAGGAGACUUAAUGAAAUACCUCUGUUUGGACAUGACUGGCCAGUGUGUCGUACAUGUAAGAGGGGACAUCCACGGUUCAAACAGGCAUCCGAAUGUCCUCGAUUGGUUGAUUUUUUUCUUUUUGAGCGUUCUGUGGUGUUGACUAAAACAUCUAAUCAAGGGCUCCUGAUGAUGUGACACAGGGUGACGUUAAACUCAGAGAGAAGAGGAAGGAAGAAAGCAAGCACACUGUUGGAUUAUGCAUGCCCACCUAUCCCCCCCCCCCCCACCACAUCCCCCCAUUCUUCCCCCUUGUGUAUAGUCUAUUCCAAUUCCUUAUGGUUGACCUCCUGAUAUUGAAUUACGUGACCACAGUAGCUUUCAGUGGAUCUGACUGACCAGUUGUACAGUAGGAUAUAGGAAUGGUUGUGUUACAAGACUGAAAGACAACUGAUCAUUAUUUCCCUGUCUUGGUGGAAUGAUUUAAGUAUGAGGUUUCUCAGAUUUUGCAACUCUUUGUACAGCUUAAACCUGUGGAAAAAACUGUGUGUGUUUAUGGAACCAAGGCCAGUUUAGAAGGGUUUUUACCCAUCGAGAUGUGUGUGUGAAUAUUGGGAGCAGUCACCAAGUCACUUUUUGUAGUUGUUUGUUUUUCCACUGUUGUAAAUGGUAACCCUUUUUUUUUUUUUUUUUUUUUUUUUUUGAACAUAGACAUAACUUGAGAACUUAAGCUGAUUGUGGUGUGUGCUGUGCAUCUCAAGUCUUUCUUCCUUCGAAAGGAGAGCUCACUGCGGUAAUGGCGGUGUCAACUCAUCUCGUCUGUCUGCGAUUUGUGUCCAUCUCAUUUUUUAUGUAGUAGAACAGUUAAUAUAUACAUUUUAUGAAAAUUAUUUUUCUUUUCAAUUAUGCACCACUGUUCAAAGAUUUUAUAUCCUAACUUUACAAAAUUUACAACCUUUGUAAUAUUCAAUGGUUUCUUUUAAAAAGACAUUUUAUGUAAUGUUAUUUUUAGUAUUCUGUAAUUAAAAUGAUUAAAAUUAGAAUGUUUUGUUUGUGAGUUUUUGACCAGUGUGUUUCGGUCAGCUCUGACACAGAAGGGAAUAACCUCUUGAUUAUAUAAAAAUGGUGUCUUUCAUCUUUUAAUCUGUGUGGUAUUGAUUGUAUAUAUAAAGUUGUAAGCCAGGCAAUAUCUGAUGUGUAUAUAUUAUUUUCCAAAACAAAUGACAAAAAUAAUACAAUUGUAUUUGAAGAUUUCAGCUACAAAAUAUCCAUUUAAAAUGUGACGGGAGUUUUAGAUUCCUUUAGAUUUCCUUUAGAGCUGCGACUGACAGUUACUAUCAAUUCAUCUGCCAAUGUUCUUGUUUCAUCAAUUGAUGAAUUGUUAGUUCUAUAACACGUCAGGAAAUGGUGAA
This is a messenger RNA of Thunnus maccoyii (southern bluefin tuna), 5610 nucleotides long. RefSeq names its product protein phosphatase 4, regulatory subunit 1-like (gene ppp4r1l). Gene Ontology annotation, molecular function: protein binding; protein phosphatase regulator activity. Lineage: Eukaryota; Metazoa; Chordata; Actinopteri; Scombriformes; Scombridae. The record is from RefSeq and is a predicted model, not a curated record. Gene Ontology annotation, biological process: protein dephosphorylation. The transcript is spliced from 20 exons. The coding region runs from base 248 to 3163 and encodes 971 amino acids.